Molecule: messenger RNA, 1887 nt
Organism: Arachis duranensis
Lineage: Eukaryota; Viridiplantae; Streptophyta; Magnoliopsida; Fabales; Fabaceae
Exons: 4
Coding region: 1-1887 (628 amino acids)
Source: RefSeq, a predicted model, not a curated record
AUGGUUGGUUGUGUGUAUAAGGUGAUUUCUAAGGUAUUGGUUGGGAGGAUGAGAUCAGUUAUGCUAGGCCUGAUUGGAGAGACUCAGCGUGUGUUUGUUAAGGGUCAAAAAAUACAUGAUGGGACCUUUAUUCCAUAUGAAACUGUACAUUGGCUUAAAAUAAAGAAAAAGGAAGCAGCUGUGGAGGCAGUGGGUUAUGGAGUGUGUUACACAUCUUUUAUGUCAAUAUUGAUAAAUGAUUCACUAACAAAGCCGUUCAAGAUGGAAAGAGACAUCGAUAAGAGUUGGAUUACAAAGCCACGAGGUAGUGCAGAAUAUAGGGAUGGUCUGAAUAGAUUUCUUGAUUUUGCCUUUGCCAAUGCAUCAUCGGAUGGGAUGAUACAUUGUCCAUGUCCUUUGUGUGGGUUCCGAUUUUUCCAAACUAGAGAGGAUGCUUACGAUCAUCUUCUGAUGAAACCCUUUCCCCCUAACUAUACCUUUUGGUUACAUCACGGUGAGAGGACCGUAGACGAGAGCUCCAGAGAUACAGAAACUUUAGAACCCACUGGAAACUCAGGAAAUCAAAUGCUUGACAUGGUCCACGAGGCCUUCAACAUUCCGGGACUGCAGGGUGAUAAUGAAAACAUGAUGGAUGAAGUGGUCAGAGAUGGUGCGGAAGGGUUGCCGAACUUAUCUGACGAGCCUAGUCGCGAGGCUCGUGCCUUUCAAGAAUUGCUUGAGGAUGGCGAGCAGAGAUUAUAUCCAGGAUGCUCAAGAUUCUCGAAGCUGUCUUUCUUGGUGAGACUUUACCAUAUCAAGUGCAUGUGCGGAGUUAGCAACAAGGCUUUCGGAUUGAUUCUGGAGCUAUUGGGGGAUGCCUUUGAGCAUGCAAGGAUUCCGAAUACCUUGCACGAUGCUAAGACGAUCAUAAGGAAGCUCGGUAUUGAGUACAAGAAGAUAGAUGUAUGUCCAAAUGACUGCAUGCUAUAUACGGGUUCCGACCAUGACCUCUCCAGAUGCAAAAGGUGUGGAGCAUCCAGGUGGAAGCAAAAGACCAGAAAGAAUUCCAUUGUAAAGAUCAACGCCGUUGUCAAGAAGAAUGGGAAACCUCAGGCGGCAAAAGUUCUUCGUUAUUUUCCUUUGAUUCCACGGUUGCAGAGAUUAUUCAUGUCUAGCAAGACAGCCAUGGACAAGUUGUGGCACAAGAGAGGAACCAACUCUGACGGUUACCUGAGGCAUCCCAGGGAUGGCGAGGGUUGGAAGUCAUUUGACAGGAGAUACACUGACUUCUCUGGCGAUCCGCGCAAUGUUCGCCUAGCCUUGGCCAGUGAUGGCUUUAACCCUUAUGGAAACCUCAGUUCAAAGUACUCAAUAUGGCCAGUGAUUCUUAUUCCGUACAACCUACCCCCAUGGAUUUGCAUGAAACAAACCAACUUCAUUCUCUCUAUGAUAAUUCCCGGUCCUAAAAUGCCUGGUAAUGACAUAGAUGUCUACCUACAGCCCCUGAUCGACGAGCUCAAGCUGCUGUGGGCCGGUGUCGAUACGUAUGACGCCAGUGAGAAGAAAACAUUCAAGAUGCGAGCUGCACUGAUGUGGACUAUCAGUGAUUUCCCUGGCUUGGGCAAUUUAUCUGGCUGGAAUACUUACGGCGGGAGAGCUUGCCCGUGCAAUUUGGAUGCCGAGACUAGAUAUAGACAGGAUCGGAGUAGAUUUGAUGGCAAGGUAGAGGAUAGAUCCCCACCUACCAAAUUGAUUGGUAGGGAUGUCCUGAGACAAUUGGAGGGUGUUCCCGUCUCACAAGGCAAGGUGCAAGCGAUGGGCGGUAAAAGAAGGCGCGGACAGCAGACCGUGGUCCAAGACGAGUCUCCUUGGAAAAAGAGGAGUGUAUUCUUUGAUCAGCCGUACUGA